UAUUUUUGCAGUGAUGCUUCACUUCUUCACCACUCUAAUAUCUUACACCUGAUCGAUGAAAAUUUCGAAAAACUGAUUGAAAAAAAAACUGUUUCUUAUUUUUGCGUAAGUUCAUUCAAAGCAUGCAGAGAAAGUGAUCGAAGAGGGACUAGGAAUGAAGAGACACUGCAACCUAAGCGUUCCAUUUCGUCGAUCCAAUGUAACAUCGGCCUCAUUGGUAGGUCCUCGUAGCCAACUAGUGACAACUAGGUCAAAUGGAAUUACCAUAACCAGCUCCUACAGUGAUGCAACUGAGCUUCAGGCAAUAGCGAUUCUUUGGGUUGCAAGAAGAGAAACCGAAGAGAAGUAUAAUGCGAUGAGGUCGAUAAAUGCGGGAUCGCUCUCUCUGCACCAUGGAAAUGGAGGACUCUCACUAAAGAAAUCUCUUCAGAUAUUUCUGCAGAAAAGGAAAGAUAGAAUUCAAGCAUCCAUGCCCUACUAGAUAGAUAAUAUGUAUUUAAUUAUAAUAUGAGAUUGAUAAUAUAUUCUGUAAUAUUGAUAUAUCAUUUGAAUGCUAUUAAGUUGUGAAGAAAGAAUUUAUUGUAACGAGAGAAUGGUCCAAACUGAGUUUCUACUUUGGUUCUCUUUGUUACUUGUUAUGGGAAAUGAGAGUUGGUUGAAGUGAGAUAAACUCUAGUUUUAAUGCAUAACAAUGACAUGUUUCGUUCUGUUACGUUGGAGCUCAUUCAACAAUGGUCGAAAUAGCAAAAGUUGGUGA
This is a messenger RNA of Erythranthe guttata (spotted monkey flower), 757 nucleotides long. RefSeq names its product protein TIFY 5A. Lineage: Eukaryota; Viridiplantae; Streptophyta; Magnoliopsida; Lamiales; Phrymaceae. The record is from RefSeq and is a predicted model, not a curated record.